Lodderomyces jiufengensis is the source of this 2256-nucleotide messenger RNA. RefSeq names its product cullin (gene RTT101). Bases 1 to 2256 code for a protein of 751 amino acids. Gene Ontology annotation, biological process: protein ubiquitination; SCF-dependent proteasomal ubiquitin-dependent protein catabolic process. The transcript has a single exon. The record is from RefSeq and is a predicted model, not a curated record. Gene Ontology annotation, molecular function: ubiquitin protein ligase binding. Lineage: Eukaryota; Fungi; Ascomycota; Pichiomycetes; Serinales; Debaryomycetaceae. Gene Ontology annotation, cellular component: SCF ubiquitin ligase complex.
AUGGAAACUACAUCAAGAUCCGUGUCACAUUUAAGUUCAGCUUCAUCAUUAUCAUUACCUAGUGACAGAAAACUAAAAAGGAAAAGAGCUCCGAUAAUUGACGAUGAAGAACCCAAAUUUACACAAUUAGAGGAAUGUAAAGUAAUACUACAUGAGGUUAUAGAUCGAGUAUUGAAAGAUCAGCCAGUUGGUUAUUCAUUAGCACAAAUAACUUCCCUUGUCGAGAGGCUAUGUAAAUUCAAACAUGCAGAAUUGAAAGAAUUGUUGUGUGUGAUAUAUGAAAAAAUAGACGAAGCGUUUAAUUUAUAUGAACUAAAUUUAAGUGUUAGAGAUGCAAAUAUUAAACACCAAUGUCCUGAAAAAGAAGCUCGAACAAUUAUGUUUUGUGAAUCACUACUAAAUGAUUGGAUCAAUUGGCAAAAUAAGCUUUCCAAGUUAAGUCAAAUAUUUGGUUAUAUCGAUAGAAAUUACUUGAAACUACAUAGUUGGAAAACUCCAAUUAAAGAUUAUGGGAUUUCGAAGUUUACAAUUACUUAUUUAAUUGAUGAUAUUGAUGAUGGUGUAACAAAUGAAAAUUAUGAAUUAAUCAAAACAUAUCAUGAACGGUUGACAAAAUUAUACUAUACUGAUAAAUAUGUGCUGCAGAAUCAAGAAUCAACCAAAAUCCAAGAAAUCUUCAAAUCACUCACAACACUACUUGAUACAUACGCCGAAGAAGAUACAUAUUCCAACCAAAUUUACAUUGCCAUUGAAAACUCAUUUGAACAAUCACAAUUAAAAGGAUGGUUCAGCUCAUCUACAGAAUUCAAAUCGUCUUUUAAAUUUCAACAAAUACUACUAAUAUUAAAUGAAGAAAUGAAACUUAACGCAGCUUUAACACAUAUGAAAGAUUUACAAAAUUAUCUUAUAUGGAGUUUUAUAUUAAGUGAAAAUUUAGAAGAUAUAAUUCAAGAUGAUUUUGAUAAAAUAUUAAAUAAUCCCCAUGAAAUGAAAAUCUUGAAAGAAAUUUGUUCAACAUCUAUAAACCACUUCAGUAUUGAUGGUAUACUAAAAUUAAUCAGUGUAUAUCUGAAUUACGCGGAAAAACUAUUCACAAAGACAAUAGCUGAUCAUUCAAAUAUUAUACCCACAUUAUAUCAAGUUGUUACUGAUUUAAAUAAUAAAACCAAAAUGUAUUUCAAAGAUGAUGAUAGAUUUGAAUAUGAAGCUCGAAAAAAAUUACAAAUUGUCAUUAAUAACAGAUCUACCAAUCCUAUAAUACUUCAACAUUUAGUUAAAUAUUGUGACUCAUUUCUAAGAUCAAAAUUAAAAGCAGUUGAUAAUUUUUUCGACAUAGUGUUGGUGGUAUUUAAUUCAUUAUCAAACAAAGAUCAAUUUUUAAACAUAUACAAAAAGGAACUAUCAAGAAGAUUAUUAAUUAGUAAAUCACUAAAUUUAGUUAACGAGAAAAAAUUGAUUGAAUUAUUUGAAAAACAAGUUGGGUCAGAUACAACUUUAAAUAAAUUAAUUGAAGAUAUUGAAUCUGCAACUACUACCAAUCUUGCAUUGGGUUCAAGUAAUAUGGAGUUCACUAAAUUGCUAUUGAAGUAUGAAAAUUGGACUGAUAUACCAGAAGAAGAUUUCAAAUCAAUAACAUUACCGAAAGAAUUUGCAACCUUGCUAGCCGAUAGCACACAAGGUACUAAGAAACUAGACUGGACCAAUUAUAAAUUGCAUAAAUUAGCGAUUAACGGUACAUUUGGUGGUAAAGACGUAAUCAUCAAUUGUAACUUGUUACAAGCUUUGAUAAUUUUGUUAUUCAAUGAAAAAGAUGAAAUUACAAUUGAAGAAAUUUUGAAAAUUACAAACAUGAAUGUAAGAUUAUUGAAUUCCAUCCUACAAACAUUCAGUGGUAGUUCAAGCAUAUUAGUCAAGAAAGAUGCAUCAGUAAUUUACAACAAAAAAUUUAAGAGUAAAUCAGGAAUAGUAAAUUUACCAAUAAUAAAAGACUAUCAACUACAACAAGUACAAAACCAACCACAAUCUACAACACCAACACUAGAUCAACCACAAACAUCCAACAAAAAAUUUGAAUCAAUAAUCAUCAAAACUAUGAAACAAGCUAAAGAAAUGUCUUACAUUGAUUUAUUAAAUAAAUGUAUGGAUCAACUUGGUGCUCCGAUUAAUGUUGGUGAUUUGAAACUGUCAAUUGAGAAGUUGAUUAAUAACGAAUAUUUAAAUAGAAAAGAUUUCGAUAUAAUUGUGUAUAUUCCGUAA